Molecule: messenger RNA, 214 nt
Organism: Funneliformis mosseae
Lineage: Eukaryota; Fungi; Glomeromycota; Glomeromycetes; Glomerales; Glomeraceae
Source: the annotation of a GenBank genome assembly
AAAUCUUUAUUGGUUUGGUCUAUUAAGUAUAUUGAAACCAUUAUUGGGAAGACCAAAGAAAUAUUGCAGGCUUCAACAGCUCGUCCACAUGACUCGGAUUCAUGGAAUUUUCUCACUGAUAUGUUUCAACCGAACUCAAAGGCAAACUACAAUCCAUACGAAUUAACAACCUUAUGUGUAGCACAACUACUAUCUUCUUCCAGACGCUUAUUUG